AUGGGUUUCAACGACAAGGAAGUCACCGUUGCCUCGUCGUCCGCCAAGGAGACAUCGCCUUCGGUCAGAUCUCAUGCAUCCAGAAAGUCGCAUGUCGAAGAGACUCGGCGCGAGGAUGAUCACUCUUCGAUUUCUUCGGCAUCAACCGACUCCCUCAGCGAUGCGGACGAUGUCAACUCCAUACACCAGUCUCUCAGUCGCAAUGCCGGCCUCGAGGAGCCAGGUGACAAGUCCAUGGCACACAUCACGACCAUUACAACCAACAUGACUACAGAUCCACGGUAUGAGAUUGACUUUGAGGAUGGCGAGAACCCCCGGGACUGGCCGAUGGCUAAGAAGGCCUUUGUCAUAUUCAUCAUGAGCUACUCAACCCUGGUGGUAGUCAUGUAUUCGACAAGCUACACCAGCGGUAUUCCUGGCAUGAUGGCAACCUUCGGCAUCCACUCCAAAACGCUGAUCGUUCUCGGUAUCACAACCUACCUGGCUGGGCUUGCCUGUGGGUCGCUUCUUCUCGCACCUCUGAGCGAGAUGUACGGCCGCAGACCCGUCUACCUCAUCGCUGUUGCCACGUUCACAGUUCUGAUCAUACCGUGCGCGUUGUCCAACAAUCUGGCUCAAAUCCUCGUCGUGCGCUUCUUCGGCGCCAUCGCCGGCGCUGCCAUGAUUUCAAACGCCCCAGGCACCGUGUCCGACAUUGUCAGUGAUGACUAUCGCGCGCUCGCCUUUAGCAUCUGGUCGCUCGGGCCCAUGAAUGGACCGGUGAUCGGACCUUUGGUGGGUGGUUUUGUGUAUCAAGCCCUGGGCUGGCGAUGGACAAACUGGGUCGUCAUGAUCGGCUCAGGAACAUCCUGGCUGCUAGUCUUCCUCAUCAAAGAAACCUACGCGCCAGCGCUGCUCCGCGCCAAAUCUGCGAAGAAGCGAAAGGAAGAGAACGACUCCCGUUGGCACUCACGCUACGACGACAAGAAAGCCUUCCUGCCCAUGCUGCGAGAGAACCUUUACCGCCCGCUCUCCAUGGCCAUCAACGAACCCAUCUGCAUCUUCUGGAACGUCUACAUCGCCCUCGUCUACGGCGUGCUGUACCUCUGCUUCGUAUCGUACCCCAUCGUCUUCUCCGAGCUGCGCGGCUGGUCACCAGGGCUAACAGGCCUGUCGUACAUGGGGAUUGGCAUCGGCGGAGUCUGCACCAUAGUCAGCGAGCCCUUGCUCCGCAAGAUGAUCAACGCGCACCCCAAGGACCCAGAGACAGGGAAGCCGUACCCGGAAGCCAUGGUCAGCGUCGUGUGCAUCGCCGCCGUCGCCGUCCCCGUCGGCGAGAUGAUCUUCGCAUGGACGUGCACGCCGAACGUGCACUGGAUCGCACCGCUUCUCGCGGGCGUCCCCUUCGGCGCAGGCAACUGCGGCGUCUUCAUCUACGCGUCCAACUACCUCGUGAACUCGUACGGCAUCUACGCCGCAUCAGCGCUCGCCGGCAACGCCGUGCUGCGCAGCGCACUGGGCGGCGCGCUGCCCCUUGCAGGCCCCAAGAUGUACGCAUCCCUCGGCCCGCACUGGUCCGCAACGAUGCUCUCCCUGAUCGAAUUCGCACUCAUCCCCAUCCCGCUCAUCUUCUACCGGUACGGGGGCAAGAUCCGCGAGAAGAGCGGGCUGAUUCGGCAGAUGCGCGAGGACCGGGAGAAGCUGGACAGCCGGAAGCGGCGGGCGGCGGAGAAGACGGGGCGGCGGGGGGUUCUAGAGGAGAAAGCGGAGAAGGAGAAGGAGGAAAUGGGUGUGUAG
This is a messenger RNA of Ascochyta rabiei, 1776 nucleotides long. RefSeq lists its product as uncharacterized. Gene Ontology annotation, molecular function: transmembrane transporter activity. The transcript has 2 exons. The coding region runs from base 1 to 1776 and encodes 591 amino acids. Gene Ontology annotation, cellular component: membrane. Lineage: Eukaryota; Fungi; Ascomycota; Dothideomycetes; Pleosporales; Didymellaceae. The record is from RefSeq and is a predicted model, not a curated record. Gene Ontology annotation, biological process: transmembrane transport.